GCUCGGAAAGACUGGACUUCAGAACUCGAACUUUGUCACCAGAGCAGCGCAUCCACAAACAACGUCGUCGCCCCCCAAAAAUUUAUGAAUUUGGAAGCGGAUUCGGGUUCGGAAUCAAUAGCGAACGACAACAACAAAAGGGGGGGCCAAAAAGUGGGUUUGCAACACGGCGGAUUGCACACAAUAAUUAGGUAAUUUGUAAGCGACGUUCACCUGGGCAAGGAAUGGCGGCGAUUGAGGAGCGUUUCCAGGCCGCAGUCAACGUGAUCAAGGGGCUGCCCAAGAAUGGACCCUAUCAACCCAGUACCAGCAUGAUGCUCAAGUUCUAUGGGCUGUUUAAACAGGCCACCGAAGGAGGCUGUGACCAGAAGAAGCCCGGCUUCUGGGACAUCGUGGGCAAGGCCAAGUGGGAUGCAUGGAAUGAUAACCGGCACUUGAGCAAAGAGCAGGCCAUGCAGCGUUAUGUGGAGAGCCUCCAGGAGAUCAUUGAAACCAUGUCGUUUACCGAGAAUGUUCAGAACUUUGUGGGCAGCCUGGAUGGACUGGGCAAUAUCAGCCUGGACGAACUGGAGCUCGUUUCUCCUGGCAUGCGGGAACUGGCCGAAUCGCAUCCCAAUUCGCCCUUCCAUUCGCGCACAAAUAGCCCGCAGCACGGUUCCAGUUGCAACAGCGAGGCGGAAGUCGUCGUUUCCGCCUCUGCCCCUUCGGAAACGAUAAAGGAGAAUGGCCACAGUUCGCCGCCGCCUCCUCUGCUGACCAAUGGCUAUGCGUCCAAGGCCUCCAACGCCCUCAACUACACGAACAACAGCAGCGUGGCCAUUGUGGAGCCCUCGGACGAUGAGUACGACGAUCCCUACGACCUCAGCCACGAGCUGACCCAGGCAAUAGCCCAGAAUACGGACUUGUUGCGUCAAAUCCAGGCGGCCAUCUCACGGAUGAACACCGAUGUGGGUGCAGUGCAGCAGCGAGUGCGCAGCCUGGAGCAGUCGCUCAACGAACUGCGCAGCGGCCAGAAGGCAGCGAAAGGAACGGUGGCACAGCAACGAUCGCUGCCCGCCUGGUGGCCCUUCAGGAACAUCUCCCCGCUCUGGUUCGCCGUCCUCAUCUUGUGGCCUUUCCUCGUGAGACGCUUCGCGAGGAUGCUGCAGAGCACUCCGCAGCGCAGGCACUGACCUAAGGGAGCUAUAAAGGCGGAGGAAGGAACAUGUGGUAGUUAAAUUUUAUCUUUGGUUACGGGCACGAGCUUGGUCUUUAGCUUUCUUCUAUCCUGGAAAGCGCUUCAGUUAUUGUACAGAGUUGGCCUUAUUUAUACCUUUCUAACCCCAGGGUUAUCCAGUUGCAAUAUCUUUAUCCUCUUUUUUAUACGUCUAUAUAUGUAUAUUUAUUUUGUACACACAAAUCGCGACCUUUUUUGUCACAUUCCCCCAUCUGAUUUAGUUUGUAAGUCGAUAGUUUCUGGCACUUUUGUCUGGCAGGAGGCGAGUUUUAGAGCUCUAAAAGCGCCGACCUGCUAAAAAUACGGUUGUAAGCGUAUACUUUAUUGUGCAUUAUUUGUUGUUAAUUAUAAUUUUUGUAAUAAAGUCAUACAAGAA
This is a messenger RNA of Drosophila takahashii, 1592 nucleotides long. RefSeq names its product acyl-CoA-binding domain-containing protein 5. Gene Ontology annotation, molecular function: fatty-acyl-CoA binding. Gene Ontology annotation, biological process: fatty acid metabolic process. The record is from RefSeq and is a predicted model, not a curated record. Gene Ontology annotation, cellular component: cytoplasm. Lineage: Eukaryota; Metazoa; Arthropoda; Insecta; Diptera; Drosophilidae.